AUAUUCAAAUUGAUUAUAGAGAUUUUCAAAGUUAUUUCCGGAUUGAAAAUCAUGGAUAUUCUUCUAUGCAUUUAUAAGUAAGAUGAUUUCAACUCUUAAUAUUUUUAUUAAUAAAUUUAAAAAAAUAUAUUUAAUGUAAUAUAACAGUUCAAUUAUGUUGGUGUAAGUGUGCGUCUAUUUUUGAAUCCUCUUUCUAAAAUUUAUUGUGUUGUCAUUCAAACAUGAAAAUGAUUGUGUAGGCAUUUCAAACAAGAAACGUGUGCUUUGAUUUUAAGUUUGAGAGGUCUAGGGUUGCUUAUUUCAUUACAAUGGUGGGACAAAGAAAGUCUUAAAAUUUGCUUUGCUCCGUUGGAGCUUCUCGUUUUCCACUUGAAGUAUUUCUUGUUCAAUUAUUGCAAGUUGUUAGCGAUAGCCAUGGCUACUUUGUUAUGUAUGAUUUCUUAGAGAUUUCAUUAGAAGUUAUUUUCAAAUUUUAUAAAAGAAAAAAGAAUACCACGAGACAUGGUAUAGUAGUCAACCCUCUUCUUAUUGGCCAACACCUGUGAACCAUUGGAGCAAGAUCAAAUGGUGAUCGUAAUUUUAAUUAUAUCCAUACAAUAAAAUUCUAAAAAAUAAGGAGUUUGACAUGGUUUGACACUUCAAAGGUAUCAUGACUUUAUGAGAGGACUCAUUUCUACGAGCUACUACUCCAUAAGGAACGUGAGAUUUUGGCCACAAGAAUUGUGUGUUAUGGUCCACAAUUUUAGGUGAAAAUAUCAUGUUCUUGCUUUAGGAUCAACACUGCCACAGGGAAAAGAUAACCUGAAGCCCGAGGCACAAAUGGCCCAACACACACACACACACCAAAGGCCCAACCCAACACCCCCUAAGAUGUCGCAACGUUCUAAAGAAAAGAGAGGGAAAAGUCAACCCAAUCCCAAAAUUCAAAUUGAAAUCCACUUCCGGUACAACUCGGAAUUCCCGCCCAUCCCGCUCACCACUAAUUUCGUGUGUGGCCCACCACUAUAUAAAUUGCUCACUCAUUUUUACCCCCACGCAUUCACGACUCCUCCCAAAACCCUCACACUCUCUCAAAUUCCUCUCUCUGAAUUUCAAUGGUGACGCCGCGGAAGAAGAACCCUAAGGCGUCUCCGAAAUCGAAGAAGACAACCAAUCCAGAGCGAGCUUCACCGGAGGUACCUGCUUCUUCCACGGUCGUUGACGGCAGAGAGAUGAAUCCAUCGGCGAGGAAGAACAAGUCCAAUGCGCCUCCCGCCUCGGCUCCGGAACCUAAGAAGUCGAAGAGAACCAAGCCGAAGGCAGGUCCUUGUUCCAUUGUCGUCGACGGCCCGGAGCCUACGUUCGUCGGCGAACCUCUUACCGACAAGGAGGCUCGGCGGAGAUGGCCCGAAUCGUACCGAAAGGAGAAGCAAGUUGCUGGACCAAUCAGCUCUAAAGGAGAUGAAGAUUCUCUUCAGGCUCGUUCUCACUUUACAAUGGCUGAAGUGGAUGGAAUAAGAUAUGAUCUAUAUGAUGAUGCUCAUGUUCUGGCUGGAGAAGGAGAGCCACCAUACAUUUGCAAGAUAGUUGAGAUGUUUGAGGCAGUUGAUGGGCAGUUAUAUUUUACAGCUCAAUGGUACUACCGAGUACAAGACACUGUCGUCAAAGACUGUGUUGAGAUUGAUAGUAGACGCGUUUUCUUCUCAGAUGUGAAGGACCACAAUCCUUUGGAAUGUCUUCUUGAAAAGAUUACUAUUGUUAGAUUGGCUCUAAAUGUUGAUCCUGAUGUUAAGAACAAACUUAUUCAAGAGUGCAAGUAUUAUUGUGACACCAAAUACUUGUUGCCUCAUUCAACUUUUGUCAAUUUACUACCAGAAAAUAUGCAAUCAGGAAGUCAUAUUCCAUCAACAAUUUCUUGUGGGGUUGUUGGUGAAUCUUGUCAUGUUAUCUCAGAACUUACGAAAAGCACCAUAGUCAGGGAGCAAUGCUUACAAGAACUUAAAUUGCUGGACUUAUAUGCUGGGUGUGGUGGGAUGUCAACUGGCCUAUGUUUGGGUGCCCGAUUAUCCAACGUAAAUCUUGUCACGAGAUGGGCUGUUGAUAUAAAUGAAUAUGCACUCAAAAGUCUAAAGCUUAAUCAUCCAGAAACUGAGGUUAGAAAGGAAUAUGCGGAAAACUUUCUGAUUUUGCUCAAGAAGUGGAAGGGACUAUGCAUUUCUUUUAACUUGGUUGAGGGCGACAAUUCAGAGAUACCGGUCAAUUUCUUUGCAACAAAUGACCCUUCAGAUGAAGAAGAGGAUGACAACCAGAAUAAGGAUAAUGCUGAAGAUUCUGAGGUUUAUGAAGUCGAAAAAAUACUUGAUAUAUGUUAUGGGGAACCAGAAGAGAAAGAUAGGGGGCUGUACUUCAAGGUUCAUUGGAAGGGCUAUGGUUCAGAUGAAGAUACUUGGGAGCCUAUUGAGUCACUGAGGGAUUGCAAGGAUAGUGUACAGGAAUUUGUUUCUUGUGGCUUCAGAUCAAAAAUGUUGCCGUUACCUGGAGAUGUUGAUGUGGUGUGUGGUGGACCACCUUGCCAGGGAAUAAGCGGAUUCAACCGAUUUAGGGACAAGGAAAAUCCUUUGAAUGAUAAGAAAAAUGAACAGGUGGUUGUUUUCAUGGACAUAGUUCAGUACCUUAAGCCUAAGUAUGUCUUGAUGGAAAAUGUGGUCGACCUUUUGAAAUUUGCGGAAGGAUUCCUUGGGCGAUAUGCCAUUGGACGUCUUGUUGAUAUGAACUAUCAGGCAAGGAUUGGUAUGAUGUGUGCAGGAGCAUAUGGUCUUCCUCAAUUCCGUAUGCGGGUUUUUCUAUGGGGGGCCUGUCCUACUGAGCGGUUGCCGCAAUACCCACUUCCUACCCAUGAUGUUGUUGUCAAGGGUCAUACUCCAACUGAAUGGGAGGAGAAUGCAGUUUGUAGUGAAGGGCAUCAAUCUACAUUGAAAGAAAAGCUCUUUUUGGAGGAUGCUCUAUCUGACCUUCCUGCUGUAAAUAAUAAUGAGUGUCGUGAUGAGAUGCCAUAUGGAAGUCCCCCCCAGACUGAGUUCCAGAAGAUGAUUAGACUUAGCAGAAACUAUUUAUUGGGAUCUUCAAAGAGUGAGCCUUAUAAUGUGAUGAUAUAUGAUCACCAGCCUUUGACAGUGAAUGCUGACGAUUAUGCUCGUAUAUGUCGCAUUCCCAAAGAGAAGGGUGCGAAUUUUAGAAACCUAACUGGUGUUCGAGUGCGUCCUGAUAAAACAGUUGAAUGGAAUCCUGAUGUAGACAGGGUUUAUUUGGACUCUGGCGCUCCUUUGGUCCCUGACUAUGCUAUGUCAUUUGUGAAAGGGAAAUCAUCAAAACCGUUCGGACGUUUGUGGUGGGACGAAAUAGUGUCUACCGUUGUCACUCGGGCCGAGCCCCACAAUCAGGCUAUCUUGCAUCCUGAUCAAGACAGAGUGUUGACUAUACGUGAAAAUGCAAGGUUGCAAGGCUUUCCUGAUUAUUACAAACUCUGCGGGCCAGUUAAAGAAAGAUACAUUCAAGUUGGGAAUGCCGUAGCAGUUCCUGUCGCGCGUGCUCUGGGAUAUGCACUAGGGCGUGCUCUCAAUGGUUUAGUUGAUCAUCGUUCUAUGUUUGAGUUGCCUGAUGGGUUCCCCAAUCAUCUGGAAGAUAUUCCUUCUCCAGAAGUUAGAGAAUAGUGAAUGCCAUUUCACAAUGAACCAAUAUAUGAUGACCUUCCAGAGAAUCCAGAUUAUUCACAAUCUUCUUAGAUUACUGAUUGAUCAUUCAUAGUCCAUUAUUCUUGAUCAAACAAAAGAACCUUAUUCAUUAAUAAUUGUUUUUGUACAGAUUGUUAUCA
Molecule: messenger RNA, 3850 nt
Organism: Rosa chinensis
Lineage: Eukaryota; Viridiplantae; Streptophyta; Magnoliopsida; Rosales; Rosaceae
Product: DNA (cytosine-5)-methyltransferase CMT3
Exons: 20
Coding region: 1095-3689 (864 amino acids)
Cellular component (GO): nucleus
Molecular function (GO): methyltransferase activity; chromatin binding
Source: RefSeq, a predicted model, not a curated record